Molecule: messenger RNA, 2466 nt
Organism: Myxocyprinus asiaticus (Chinese sucker)
Lineage: Eukaryota; Metazoa; Chordata; Actinopteri; Cypriniformes; Catostomidae
Product: bridging integrator 2-like
Exons: 12
Coding region: 82-1719 (545 amino acids)
Biological process (GO): podosome assembly; plasma membrane tubulation; phagocytosis, engulfment
Cellular component (GO): plasma membrane; cytoplasm; phagocytic cup
Molecular function (GO): protein binding; phospholipid binding
Source: RefSeq, a predicted model, not a curated record
CAGGAACCGUCAGUUUAUAGAAGGAAGCGCAGAGACAUAAGAGAGAAGAAACGCCUGUGUGCCAGCUGAUCAGAAGUGAAGAUGGCUGAGGGAAAACUAGGUGCCAAUAUUGGGGGCAACAUUGGCGCGGGAGCGGGCAUCCUGGCCAAACGCUUUCAGAAGUCAAUGAACCGAGCUCAAGAGAAGGUCCUGCAAAAGUUGGGGAAGACAAUGGAGACAAAAGAUGAGCAGUUUGAAGAGUACUCUGCCAACUUGAACAAACAGCAGGCAGAUGGCACCAGGCUCUAUAAGGAUGUUAAGGCUUACUACAAUGCUGUCAAAGUGAUGCAUGAGUCAUCUAAACGCCUAUCCUUGACUCUCAAAGAUAUCUAUGAAUCUGACUGGCAUGGUGUAGAAGACCUGCCUGUCAUUUUGGAGAGUGAGGAUCUCCUGUGGAAUGACUAUGAGGAGAAGCUGAGUGAUCAAGUUGUUCGAACAAUGGAGAAUUAUACUGGACAGUUCCAAGAUGUCAAGGAAAGAGUGUCUAAACGAGGAAGGAAGCUGGUGGACUAUGAUUCAGCUCGACAUCAUCUGGAGGCGCUACAGAGUUCCAAGAAGAGAGAUGAGAUAAAAGUAACCAAGGCAGAGGAGGAGUUCAAUAAAGCCCAGGAGGUAUUUGAAGACAUAAACAAAGAACUGAGAGAGGAGCUACCUGUUCUCUAUCAAAGCCGUAUCAGCUGCUAUGUCACCAUGUUCCAGAACAUCUCAAACCUGCGGGACAUCUUCUACAAGGAAAUGAGCGUGUUGAAUCAUGACAUUUAUAAUAUGAUGAAGAAGCUUGAGGAUCAGCACUCAACCAAACCCUUCAUUGUCAAAGGCCUUAACAGCACUAAAUCUAAGAAGAGAAAAUCUGUUACUAUCUCCGCUCCUAUCCCGUGUAACACUGCCUUCCCUCCUGAUCAUCCUGCCAUGAGCAAGCUCAGCAUGCCUGACACUCUCACACACAAAGACACACGCUCAGACACUCCCUCAAAGAGUACAGGAAGUGCAUCAUCUGAAAUAUCAGACUCUGAAUCCAACUCUUUUGACAGUGAACCCAACACACCCAAACGUCAGUCUUUUUGCUCAGAGGGUGAAGGGGUUAAAUCUGAGGGAGCCACUGAAACUGAAUCAAAAACUAGCACUGGUGAGUCAGUACAAACAAAUGGCCAGGAACACUUGAUUCAAAGUUUGGCAUCCACUCAGCAGGCUGAAGAGGAUGAGAGUAAAUCUGUAGCUUCAUCUGAAGAAACUCAUUUAUCAGAAGACACCCAGCGUGCAUCUACAGAUUUCGACAAUGAUUCUAAGCCCUUAUCGGGCGAUGAAGACCAGACUGUUCCUGUCCCCACUCCUCGCCGACCCAGCACCUCCAAGAAGGCUGAGGGAGAGAAGGAUGAAAAUAUGACAGGAGGUAGUGAGUUGGAGGAAGCAAAGGAAGUCAUCAAAAGCCAAAGGGCGGAGUAUGAAUAUCCUCCCGGUUUCCUCUACAAGGCAGUGGCUCUAGAGAGUCAAGACUUGGAUGAAGGUGUGCUUUUGCUGUUUGAAAAAGGAGACAUGAUCCUUACAUAUGCUGAUGAAGAAGAUAAGCCGGAGGGCACCGUCUGGGCAGUGAGAGAGCAGGACUGGAUCCAGUACAAGGACCUAACACUUCUCUCUGGCAUUGUCCAGGAGACCAUGAUCCAAAACAUCACCUCUGACUAAAACAUGUUGUUAAGUCGCACCUUGCAACUUGGGAUGCAGGAUGGCAUCACAUGAACUAGAGUUCCCCAAACUGCCUGCCGCAAUCCUGUUCUGAGUGCCUGGAUGUUGUAAUAUGAAAUCUGUCUAGACUUUGCUCUAGGCAUGAAAGACAAUCUGAUGACUUGAGUAAACAGUGUCCUUACAACUAAGUGUUGCCUUAAGACAGCCACACAAUGUUUUCAGAUUUUUUUAUUUUUCUUUGUGUCUUUCUGUCUUUUAUAGAUUUGUAAUAUUGAUCGCUGCAUUUAUGUGUUGUUUGUGGUUUUGCAGGUAAUCUAAUCUUGAAUCAUCUCUCUCUCUUUUGCAUAAAUGUAGCCACUUAUUUCGAAUCAGGAAAAAAAAAUGGUUUAGACACACUAGAGAUCACAGCAGUUAAUAUGCACUAUGUAAAACAUUUCCAAAGCAUUUUUUAACAAUGAGUAUUAAUAGAUUUUCUGGUGUUUUGUUGAAUUAGAUGUGGUUGUUCCAAGGGUCCUGUCUCCAUGUGUGUUUUAAGAGUGUAAUGUUGUUGUGUAUGCUGUUUCUGAUAUAAUUCACAGUGUUAAAGAUAUACUUAGAGCAAAAAACUACCAAGCUCUUCAGUGUUUACAGGAACAAAAAAAAUGUGUUAAAGUAUGCAUUUCAUGACUGUGAAGCAGUUUUCUUAUAUGAACAAAUUACAGAGAAAAUCUAUUGUUUUUAUACAAUAAAGUUGACCGUUGAAAAGAA